Neltuma alba is the source of this 2415-nucleotide messenger RNA. RefSeq names its product pentatricopeptide repeat-containing protein At4g39530-like. The transcript has a single exon. Gene Ontology annotation, biological process: RNA modification. The coding region runs from base 1 to 2415 and encodes 804 amino acids. NCBI's taxonomy places the organism in Eukaryota, Viridiplantae, Streptophyta, Magnoliopsida, Fabales, Fabaceae. Gene Ontology annotation, molecular function: protein binding; RNA binding. The record is from RefSeq and is a predicted model, not a curated record.
AUGGGAAGGAUAGGACAUGCUCUUGUUACUGCAAAGCCAAGAUGUUUGUUUUCCCUUGCUUAUGGACCUUCCGAACUGAACCCAUUCUUAAAAGGAUUCCAAAUUCACAUGGGCAAAUCCUACUUGCCAUUCUCUGAUCUCCUAGAGAAAAGAGACCAAAUUGCCAUUGCAACUGCACUUUCGCUUUCUGCAGAUUUGAAAUCAUUGUCUCUCGGUGACCAAAUCCAUUCUCAUGUCAUCAAGUUGGGAUUUUCUAAUGACAUUUUCUCACAGAAUAAUUUGAUUAAGACGUAUUUCAAAGUUGGAGUUUUGUCAUAUGGCUGUAAGGUGUUUGAGGAGAUGGCUAAAAAGAAUCUAGUGUCAUGGACUAUAGUGAUUUCAGGUGCAAUUCAAAAUAGUGAUUUUGAAUUUGGUUUAAACAUAUUUGUGGAAAUGUUACGAGCUGGGCUGAGGCCAAACGAGUUUGCUCUUGGCAGUGUGAUGAAGGCAUGUGCUACUCUGGGAGUGCGCAUGCUUGUUAUAGCCGUUCACUGUUCUGCUUUAAAAAUUGGGUUGGAUCAGAACCCAUUUGUAAGUACAUCAAUUCUUAACAUGUAUGUUGAGUUGAGAGAUAUUGAAUCUGCUGAGUUGGUUUUUGAUAUCAUGAAAGACCUAGACGCUGGUUGUUGGAAUGCCAUGAUUGGAGGAUAUAUCAAAUGUAAAUGUGACUUUAAAGCCUUGCAAUUGUUGACAUUGAUGCCAUAUGUAGGUGUGAAAAUGGACAAAUAUACCUUUAUAAGUGCUCUCAAGGGAUGUUCAACCAUGGGAGCUUUGCAAUGCGUAAAACAAAUUCAUGGAUUUAUUAUUCAAAGUAAGGUGGAGUGUAUUACUUCAGUAAUGAAUGCUCUUGUGGAUGUGUAUUUCAAAAGUGGUGACAAGGACUCUGCUUUGAGGGUUUUCAGUCGGAUUCAGGACAAAGACAUCAUCUCGUGGAAUACUGCAUUUUCAGGCUUUUCUCAGAAUGGAAAUGCAAGAGACCUUGUUACAUUAUAUCAUAAUCUAAUGAUACUAGGUGGCAAACCAAAUAAUGUCACUUUUUCUGGAUUGCUUAGAAAAUGUGGGUACUUACAUAAUCUUGGUCUUGGGCUUCAGUUCUAUUGUGCUUCCCUGCAUUUUGGACUAUUUGAUGAAGUCAGCAUCAUAAAUUCAGCAAUCAGUAUGUUCUCUAGAUGUGGGAAAAUGGAUAUGGCAUGCACUGCAUUCUACACUGCACCUUGUUUGAACAUAAAUACUUGGAAUGAGUUGAUUUCUGGAUAUAUUAUAAACGGCUUCUAUGAAGAAGGAAUCAAAGACUUCAAUAAUCUGCGAGAAUUGGGUUUUGAAGCAGAUGAAUACACCUACUCAAACACUCUAGAAGCUUGUUGUAGAUCUGAAAGCCAAGAGAUUGGCAGACAGCUUCACUGUGACCUCCUUAAAUCUGGAUUCCAUUCGCAUGACUAUAUUUGUAGUUUAUUAAUUAAAUGUUAUAGUACCUUUGGGCUACUAGAUGAUUGCUACCCGUUCUUCAAUGAACCUGAGAAGUUAGAUUUGGUUUCUUGGGGAACCAUGAUUUCUUCACUGGUUCAUCAAGGCCUUAAUCAUGAAGCAUUCAAAUUCUUGCAACUGCUUAUGAAAGCUGGUGAAAGUCCUGAUGAUUUUAUUUUGGCCAGUAUUUUAAAUAACUGUGCUAGUGUUGCAGCUUAUCGACAGGCGAAAUCUUUUCAUGCUUUAGUUAUAAAAUUGGGAUGCUGUGUGUAUCCAUUUGUUGCAAGUGCUCUUAUUGAUGCCUAUGCAAAAUGCUCAGACAUAGAGAAUGCAAGAGUGGCUUUUGACCAGUCUCUCAAUUUGCUUGAUGUUGUUAUAUAUAAUGCCAUGAUCAUGGCUUAUGCACACCAAGGUCUUGUUGUUGAAGCUAUGGAUAUCUUUGAGAAGAUGAAAUCAGCUAACGUACAUCCUAGCCAAGCCACAUUCAUCUCGUUGAUAUCAGCUUGCAGUCAUAAUGGUCUUAUCCAUGUAGGUUGUUCUCUCUUUCAAUCAAUGAGUUUAGAUUAUGGCUUGAGACCAUCUCCUGAAAUUUAUGGUUGUUUGGUUGAUAUGCUUUCGAGAAAUGGUUACCUUGAAGAUGCUAAAUUGGUAAUAGAAGCAAUGCCAUUUACUACUUGGCCAGCUAUUUGGAGAACCUUACUCAGCGGUUGUAGGAUAUAUGAAAAUAGAGCAUUGGGGGAAUGGGCUGCUGGGAGGUUACUUCAAUUAUUUCCUGAAAGUGAGGCAGGUUAUGUACUGUUAGGAAAGGUUUACUCUGAAAGUGGUAGUUGGGAGGAUGCUGCGAACUUGAGGAGGAAAAUGACUGACAGAGGUGUUGCAAAAGGUCUAGCAUAUAGUUGGAUCGAGACAUAA